GUCAACAACUUUCACUUUUCACUUGUUAUUAUAAUCACCUGGAUCUGUCAUGUCUGCAGCGUGAGAAAAGGCAGCAGCCUCUGGCUGUGCGCCCCUUCAAAAGUCAACUUCUCGUGUUGACAUGUAACCACCAAAACGACACAGCUCAAUAUGGCACCGCCAAAGACACCUCGAAGACAAACCUCCAAUGUAUCCCCACUCAAAAAUGGUUCUCCUGCCAUGGGGACUCCAAAUGCAGCACUCAACCAGCAGGUCAAGUCGCCGUCAGCUUCCCAGCCUACAGAUGGCUAUACCCAGGCACAGGAAGAGGAGAUCGAAGUCUUGAAGUCCAUCUACAUGGAGGAUUUCGAAGAAGUAGAAUCCAGAGGGGCAUGGAGUAAAACCACAGACCGAGCUCUACGUCUAAAACUGAAGGCACUCUCUAGUGACGAGACUUGGGUCAUACUGACGGCUAAGCUGACUGCUACGUAUCCAAAGUCGUUACCAACACUAUCAUUAGAGGGUCUUGGUCGACUACGGCAAAAGACGAAGAACAGAUUAGAAAAACUCUUAGUCACUAGGCCAAAGGAGAUCGUCGGAGAGGUCAUGAUUUACGACAUUGCCAGCACUAUUCAAGAGAUUCUCGAAGACGAUCUUACGAUUCGUGAAAAUGACGGCGCGUUUGAGAAUCUCGAGGCAGAACGGGCAGUCCAGGAAGCCGCCACCGCCGAAUUAGCCAAGAAGCAUGAAGAGGAGCUUCAGAAGAAACGAGAGGAAGAGAAGGCCGAGGAAGAGAGAGCGCUUCAGCAAAUGGUCCACGAUGAGAUGCGGCGUAAAGAACAGAUGGCCAAGCGGAAACACCGUGCAAGCGGACACACCCCGACCUCGUAUUUUCCUCAAGGGAACACCUGUAACCAAGUCUCUUUUGAUAGGAUCAUCAAUUUCCAGGACGAUGGCAAAGAGAUGGAAUUCACAGCUGUUGAUGGUCUCAUACCUUUCCGGUCUGGGUCGGUUACGGAAACCCUUCUAGUGAAGCCCGCUAGGAGCGACCAAUGUCUUACCAUGGUCUUGAAACGCAUGCGUACCAGUAGCAUUGACCCUGCCGCGGAGAUCCAAUUGAAGAAAGCCAUUGUGGAAUUCGAAAAGGAGAUGGAAGAUAUCAAGCGUCUCAGGCAGUCGGCAAUAAUGAGCGUUUAUGACUUCAAAAUUGAGCACAUAGCCGGUGGAGGCUGGGAAAUCAAUGUCUUGACAGAAUAUGCAGGCAAAGGCUCAUUAGGGGAAAAGUUGGAAGACGAUGGCGACAUUGCUGUUGGCAAAGUGAGAUCAUGGACCAUUGAGCUGCUCGAGGCCCUGGAUUAUUACCACCGGAAUGGAGUCAUCCAUAAACGAAUACACCCCCACAAUAUCCUUCUUCAAAAAGCACCCACAGGCAACAUUACCGUAAAGUUGGCGGAUGCAGGAUUUCAGCAGAGCCUUCACAACCUCAACGCGUUGGGCCGCGGCGAACAAGCUUUCACAACAUCUAGGACCGCGUUUUGGGUGCCUGCGGAACUAACACAAGAUGCACGUCGAACCAGGAAGACUGAUGUGUGGGAUCUUGGCGUUGUAUUUCUUCAAAUGCUGUUCGGACUGGAUGUCCCUCAGAAAUACAACUCGCCAAAGGAUCUAUCCGAUGCACUCGGCUGCUCGGAGGCGCUUCAGGAAAUAUUACGGAAGUUCUUCAAGCCGGACCCCAAGAAACGUCCGUCUCCCUUCGAGCUCAUCCCUUGCGAGUUUCUUCGAGACGAUGUCUCUGUCUACGAACAUCCGUCAACGCCAGGCAGGUCACGACAUUCCUCCAUAUCGUGGACUCCGCAUCAUCGUUUACGGCGUGAGUCUUCCAAUGGCGCGGUGCCCUCCACUCGAUAUGCGAGCGAGUGGGUUGAAAUUGGCCGGUUAGGAAAGGGUGGCUACGGUGAGGUUGUCAAGGCUCGUAAUAGAUUCGAUGGUAGCAUCUAUGCUAUCAAGAAAAUACGACAGAAAUCGGCUUCAGCACUAACAGAGGUUCUAUCAGAGGUCAUGCUUCUAUCUCGUUUGAAUCAUCCGUGCGUUGUUCGGUACUACGGAGCCUUCCUGGAUGAAGAAGGACCAGGCACACUGGAUGCUGAAGACGAUACCUCGACUACUUUUACAGAAGGUGACUCGAAUUCAGGUUCGGAAGCUUCGGAUGGAGGUUCAGGAGACGAACCGGCAUGGAGCCGAAGUACGGGAGGGCUGGACUUUAUCAGCUCGAGCCAUCCGCGGAUUCAAUUUGGGUCCGACGAAGAAUCCUUCAAUGGCGACGAAGAUGCAAUUGUAUUCGGCUCUGAUUCUGAGGAUGAUGCACAAUCUACAUCUACACGAUCUUUGAUUGCCAAGAAACGCACAGCGUCAAGUUCUAUCCCAUCACGUCCUGUAAAGACAAUACUUUACAUCCAGAUGGAAUUCUGCGAGAAGCAGACCUUGCGCGAUGUGAUACGUCGAGACCUAUACGAAGAUCCAGAUGAGGCAUGGAGACUGUUCCGCCAGAUUUUGGAAGGAUUGGCCCACAUCCAUGGUCACGGCAUCAUUCACAGAGACCUGAAGCCUGACAAUAUCUUUAUUGACGUUGCGAAGACACCAAAGAUUGGAGAUUUUGGACUAGCCACGAUUGGGCAGUACCAAAGCACUGAUCGAAAAGUCGCGGGAAGCCAAGCAGACGGCGGAGAUAUGACACGCAGUGUUGGCACUGCACUCUACGUUGCUCCAGAGCUUCGAUCAGGCGUUGCUGGAAACUACACUGACAAAGUGGACAUGUAUUCGCUCGGCAUCAUCUUCUUCGAGAUGUGUCAUCCGCUGAAAACAGCCAUGGAACGCGACUUCGUUAUCAGACAGCUUCGAGAGAGGAAACACGACCUACCCGAGGACCUCAACUCUCCGGAGAAAGCUGCCCAAGGAAGCCUCAUCACAUCCCUCAUCAGCCACCGACCAAGCGAACGACCUGGGUGCGAAGAACUUCUGCGAAGUGGAAAGGUGCCAGUACAAAUCGAAGACAACGCUGUAAAAGAAGCCUUGAAGGCCCUGUCCGAUCGAAACUCGCCACAUUAUGCCAAAAUGCUGGCAGCCUUGUUUUCGCAGAAGCCGGACACACAAGCGAAGGAUUUCACCUGGGAUAUUGCUACUAGUACAGGCACGCAAGACAUUAAGCCGAAUGAUAUUCUCCUUCAAUCUCUAGUGAAGGAAAGAUUAACCGCGGUAUUCCGAGGGCACGGCGCGGUCGAGUCGCAACGACCCUUGCUCUUACCAUGGUCGGAACAUUACACCAACAAGAAUGUCGUGAAACUGUUCGAUCCAUCAGGUACACUCGUGCAAUUGCCGUUUGACCUCACUCUUCCAUUUGCGAGAAGCAUCGGACGCGGAGCACCUUACAUCGAGAAAACAUUCACAAUUAGCUCUGUCUACCGUGACAGCUACACUGGAGGUGCCCCACGUAGUAACGGAGAGGCUGAUUUUGACAUUCUAUCGGAGGACACACUCGACCUUGCAUUGAAAGAAGCCGAAGUUCUCAAGGUCAUUGAUGAAGUGAUUGAUGAGUUCCCACCCCUUUCAUCCACACAAAUGUGCUUCCAUCUGAAUCACACAGAACUCCUAGAAAUAGUGAUGGACUUUUGUAGGAUCGAUUCGCUGCAACGUCCAGCUGUCAAGGAGAUCUUGAGCAAACUCAACAUACAGAAGUACAACUGGCAAAAGAUCAAGAACGAACUCCGAGGUCCGGAUGUUGGGGUCUCCUCGACUUCGUUGGACGAUCUAGCUCGGUUCGACUGGAGAGAUACACCCGAGAAAGCAUUUGCCAAGCUGCGUCGAAUCUUCGUUGGAACGAGAUAUCUUGACCGCACCCACGCAAUAUUUGCCCAUCUGAGCUCCGUCGUCAAUUACAUGAAACACUGGAACAUCAAACGGAAGGUAUACAUCAACGUACUCAGCAGCUUCAAUGAGAAAUUCUACAAGGGUGGGGUUCUGUUCCAAUGUCUGUUCGAUGGGAAGCAACGCGAAGUCCUGGCUGCGGGAGGCCGCUACGAUCGCCUUAUCGAAGAAUAUCGACCCAAAGCGCAGGGCCGAGGUCAACAGAUUGCUAGAUACCACGGUGUUGGCAUGAAUCUUGGUUGGGAUCGCCUCGUCAACGCCAUGGUGCGAUAUCUGAAGAAGCCAGACAAGACAACCUUUCUCAAGAAACACACCGAGGAGGAUACGUCUGCAGUGUCUUGGAUGCCUCGUAGAUGCGAUUGUCUAGUCGCCAGCUUCGAUUCAGCUGUGCUGAGAUCCACGGGCGUGAAGAUGGCAGCUGGCUUGAUCUCUCAUGGUUUCACUGCGGAGCUCUCGAUCGAUGCUCACUCUAUCGAAGAUGUCCUAAGACAUUACCGUGACGACCGACAUAGUUGGAUUAUCGUCAUCAAGCAUGGUAUUGCUCCCGACAAGCCAGAUCUCAAAGUCAAAAGUAUUGCAAAGAAGGAAGAUACCGAUCUCCGCUCUGCAGACUUGCUCAAUUAUCUUCGAAACGAGCUACGCGAUCGUGAUGCACGGGAAGGUACCGCCGCUCAACGAAAUACAAAGGCUAUCUCUACUACUCCUACGGCAACGGUUGCCUCUAAAGCCAACGUCGAUGUUCUCAUAUCACACCAUCGCUCUAAAAAGAGUAGUAAAUGGUCAAUCGUUGAGACUGCCCAGGCACGGUCAACCGAGCUCCUUUCUUCUUUCCAGGGCGCACCUAUUGCAGCAUUUGAGGCGAAGGACGAAAUAAUGAAUCUGAUCCGGGAGACCAGGCUGGGAGACCCGGAAACAUGGCGCAGAGCUAUCCAAAGUGUUCCACUGGCCGAGCGGAAGUACCUACAGGAAUUGCAUGACCUCCUGCGACGUUAUGCUGCCCGUUGGAAGGAUGAAGCUGAGGCUGGCAAUGUGAGAAGUGGAGAGGGCGGGAAAGCAUUCGUGUAUAAUUUCCGGACAGGGGGUUGCUUGCUCUAUGAUUUAGAAACUUGAAGACCACCCAGGGACUAUUUGGGUACAGCCAAAUUAGAUAAUGACGCCUGCCUUGUAUGGCACGACUGAUGAAUGCUAAAACAAAUUCGAGCUUCAGUAUAAUUUAAGGUC
Molecule: messenger RNA, 5121 nt
Organism: Aaosphaeria arxii CBS 175.79
Lineage: Eukaryota; Fungi; Ascomycota; Dothideomycetes; Pleosporales
Product: kinase-like protein
Exons: 3
Coding region: 151-5010 (1619 amino acids)
Biological process (GO): regulation of translational initiation by eIF2 alpha phosphorylation; DNA damage checkpoint signaling
Cellular component (GO): cytosol
Molecular function (GO): eukaryotic translation initiation factor 2alpha kinase activity; ATP binding; protein binding
Source: RefSeq, a predicted model, not a curated record